AUGGAUUUAUUAUUAAAACAAACAUACUCUGGUGAUUUCGAUAAGAAAAGAGAUUACUUUUUGGUGAUUCUCAACGAUUUGUCACUGACAACCACCUACAUAGAUCAAAUGCAGAGAGAAUUGAUUGGUAUGACUAAUCACAAGUUUGAAGAUCAAGAUGAAAUCAAUAUGAUUAUCAUGUGUAUCAAUGGUGAUAGUUUUAAAUAUUUAAAAAAUAGAAUGGAUACUUUAUUAAAAGAUAAUAUAGAUAAAAUUGUACAGAUAUUAUCAAUUCCUAUCAAUCAACUUAUAUGGCCAAUUAAUAAUAUAAUUUAUGAGAUUAGCAAUCAAGACUAUGAAAAAUAUGAAAUCAAUGAUCCAUUCGCUCAAGAUUUCAUCGAAGGUCUAACCAAUCUAUUGCUACCAUACAAAUCUAUUAUGUUGGAGAAUAUUUUCGAUAUAUUGAUUCACAAGUUAUCCACUCAUGUUGCCUUAACAUUGGAAGAUCAUAUUAAACAGAAAAAAUUCAACUUUUUAGGAUCAAUUCAAUUAUCUAAAGAUAUUAGAAAGAUUAUUGAUCAUUUGACACAGAUUACAGCACAACAGAAUGUUAGACACAAGUUUGUUAGACUUCAACAGAUUGUGCAUAUUUUAACUAUGGACAAAGUUACAGAUAUCCUUGAGUACUGGGGACAGGAAGGUUAUCAAUGGAAACUCUCUGCUUUGGAAAUUAAACUUAUACUUGCAAGAAGAUCUGAUUUCCCAAUUCGUGAGUAUCUCUUCCAUAGAUACGAUGCACCUUCUCUAUCUCGGUGUAGGAAAGAAACACAUAGAGGAAUUAGAGCAGAUUAUGGCCCAGAAGGAAACCCAAACACGGCUUUCUCAGGUUUAGAAGGUAUGUCACCUGAGAUUGAAUUGAUAAUGAAAAGUAAAUUCAUAACCAAGGUUGUCUCUUUAAUCAAUUCUCUCUAUCAACCUCGCUACAAUAUUAAUGAAACAUUUGAAGCAAGCAAAACGAUAUUGCACAAUGCUAUUUUCUUGGCAUUUUAA
Molecule: messenger RNA, 1029 nt
Organism: Heterostelium album PN500
Lineage: Eukaryota; Evosea; Eumycetozoa; Acytosteliales; Acytosteliaceae
Exons: 6
Coding region: 1-1029 (342 amino acids)
Source: RefSeq, a predicted model, not a curated record